Mucor mucedo is the source of this 1116-nucleotide messenger RNA. RefSeq lists its product as uncharacterized. The coding region runs from base 106 to 1035 and encodes 309 amino acids. The record is from RefSeq and is a predicted model, not a curated record. The transcript is spliced from 6 exons. NCBI's taxonomy places the organism in Eukaryota, Fungi, Mucoromycota, Mucoromycetes, Mucorales, Mucoraceae.
AGUACAAAUUCUGUCAUCCCUGGUUUAUUUAUAACGAGCGUUCUAAUCUUUAUUUAAGUUUUUCUUUCUUCUAACUUUUUUUUUUUUUUCGCUAUUUCACAUGCAAUGGGUAUCAGUACCUCACGCAGUCUUAAACAUGAUAACGAAACAUAUGUCACUUGUCAUCUUCCACAGGAUCAACAUGAAUUAGAUAGACAACGUGUACAGAGUUAUAUUUUACGCUGGGUUUUUGAAAGUCGGCAUAUCGUUCCACCGAUGAUUAAGGACAUGCUACUAGAUGGCAUUCGGGUACUUGACGUCAGUUGUGGACCAGGACUAUAUGUUGGCAAUCCUUUUAUGGACAUGGCACAAGACUUUCAUAAAUCAACUUUUGAUUCAAUAGAUAUUUGUAAUUUGAUGGCUCGAAAGCAAGAAAUGGAUACAAUUUAUCAUGAAGAAGUAAAAUUGUCUCCGCCUGUUGGUCCCCAAAAGUUACUUGAUAACUUCACAUUCACACCAUAUAAUGUCGUGAAAGAGCACCGGAUACCCUACCCAGACGAUACAUUUGAUUACACUCAGCAAAGUUUAGUAACAUUGGCCUAUGCUAAAGAAGAUUGGAAGACCGUCAUGUUGGAUUUAAAAAGAGUAACCAAACCAGGUGGUUACAUUCAAUUAUUAGAAAUUGACUUGUGUCCACAACCCUUAGGAGAUGCAAGCGGAUUAUGGCGGGACCAAGUUCUUCAAUGUUUCGAAGAUAAACGGGGUCUUGACAUAGGAAUCCCUAAACGACUAAAUCAGGUUUUGGCAGAAAUUGGCCUAAUUGAGAUAGAAACACGUUUUGUAUCUGUGCCGGUUGGGUCAUGGGGCCUUGACAUUGGGCUUUUAUGGGAAGAAAAUUUAAACAGCUUUUUGGAAGCCAUGAGGCCCUAUCUUGUGGAAGCCAUGCAAGUAACAGAUGAGCAGUACAAAAAAGAUAGAGCUGCCUUUCAAAAUGAGUUACAGAACGUAAAAGCAUUUAAUAAUAUCUGUAUUGCUUGGGGUCGGAUACCAUUGUAAUAAGGAGAAUUUGCCUAUCACAUACACACUAAUCUUAAUAAAAUCCAAAAAGGAGUGCAUCAUCAUCAUAAACCCCUUCCC